This is a messenger RNA of Oppia nitens, 1755 nucleotides long. Its product is annotated as organic cation transporter protein-like. Gene Ontology annotation, molecular function: transmembrane transporter activity. The coding region runs from base 85 to 1743 and encodes 552 amino acids. The record is from RefSeq and is a predicted model, not a curated record. NCBI's taxonomy places the organism in Eukaryota, Metazoa, Arthropoda, Arachnida, Sarcoptiformes, Oppiidae. Gene Ontology annotation, cellular component: membrane. Gene Ontology annotation, biological process: transmembrane transport. The transcript has 6 exons.
UUAUUUUGAAAACACCAUUACUAUCAAUAUUAUUAAGCACUGGUAUUAUUCAAUAUUAUUAUUAUUAUUAUUAUUAUUGUUGUAAUGAAGUCGGCGCCGAUAAAAACAAGUGUCCAACAAGUGUCCGAUAUUAUCGGUGAUUGGGGUCUAUGGCAGCUAAAUAUUGUCGUAUUUUCAAUUAGUAUACAAUUGUUUUUGGCUUUUCAUACACUAGCCGUAUCGUUUUAUGCACCCACCAUUGACUACAAGUGCACCGAUAAUGACAUUACCAGUACUACCACUACUACUACUAGUGCUAACAAUGAGACAAAUGAUUAUUAUUGUCUAAAUGGAUGCAAAAAUUGGACAUUUGAUAGAUCAGUGUUUAAGUCGACAAUCAUUGAUGAGUGGCAAUUAGUAUGCGAUAGACAGGGAUUGGCAUCCCUAUCACAAUCGCUAUUUAUGUUAGGCUUUGCAUUGGGAGCCGUCAUAUUUAGCUACCUGUCCGACCGAUUCGGUCGACUACCUAUACUAUGGAUUACAGUCAUACUGGAAAUACUGGCCGGCCUAUCCAGUGGACUGGCCAUGAAUGUAACACAGUUUAAUAUAUCGCGCGUAAUAUUGGGAAUGGUAUCUAACGGCAACUAUUUGACAACAUUUAUGAUGGUUAACGAGUGUGUGGCACCUAAAUAUAGGUCUACAUUCAGUGUAUGCAUACAAAUGGGUUGGACGGCCGGCUACUGUCUAUUGCCGGGUAUUGCCUACUUGUUGCCUGACUUUCGCCAACUGAUAUUAGCCACAACUAUACCGCAGAUCGUAUGGCUUGUAUGGUUAUAUUGGAUACCCGAGUCGCCCCGUUGGCUGAUUGCCCAUCAGAAAUGGGAUCGCUUGGAACUGGUAGUCAAACAGGCUGUCCAUAUGAAUUCAUUGCCGAUAAAUGAUUUUGACAAUCAAUUUGAAUCGUUGAAGAAGUCUAUAGUUAACAACAAUGAGGAAUGUGUUAAUAAACAACUGUUAACUAACGAUAAUAAUAAUAAUAUAAAUACCAAUAAUAAUAAUAAUAAAACUAAGUCCAGCCUAUGGUCAGUAAUGCAGUCACCGAACCUCCGUAGGACAACCCUAAUCAUGUACUUUACAUGGUUUGUCAACUCGUUUGUCUAUUUCGGUAUAUCCUUAAACAUCGGCGACUUAGGCGGCAAUUUGUUUAUCAAUUUUCUGGUCGCCGGACUCAUCGAGUUUCCCAGUUUUAUAUUUCCUAUCGUUGCCUUUAAAUAUAUCGGUCGCCGACCACUGAUCGGCGGAUAUAUGCUACUCAAUGGACUGUCGUGUUUUGCUGUCAUACCAUGUCUGGCGAUGACCGCUAUCUGGCCACGGGUUACCAUUGCUAUGAUUGGCAAAUCGUUUAUUACCAGUUCUUUUUCGGUUAUCUAUGUCUAUGCAGCGGAAGUCUAUCCGACAGUUGUCCGACAAGUAGGUGUCGGUUCGUGUUCAGUGGCCGCCCGGGUAGGGUCUAUGUUAGCACCGUUUGUCAAAGAUCUGAAUAUCUAUACGGGUAUGAGUGUCGUACUGUCCAUUUACGGUAGUCUAUCGAUUGCCGAUGCAGUGGCAGCUUAUUUUCUGCCCGAAACCCGUGGCCAACCAAUUGCCGACACUAUUGACGAAGCGGAACAACUCAAUAGGAGGCAUAAUAGUAAAGUUGCUAAAAUAAAUGACAAAAAUAAAUGUGAUUACAAACUACAUGUAAUAACUGAUAAUAAAGUAUGAUAAUAAUAAUAA